AUGGCUAGAAAUGAGUCUUCCUCCAAAGCACAUAUGUUUGAUGGCACCAACUAUGCCUUUUGGAGUAGAAAAAUGGAGACAUACAUGUCUUCUCUUGGGUUUGACAUAUGGAUGUCAGUGAAUAAUGGAUAUAUAGUUCCAUCCACUCCUCCUACUGAUCUUGAUACUAAAUGGGAAUAUAAGAUCAAUGCAAAGGCCAAAAAUGUUAUCUUAAGUGGUAUGUUUGAUAUAGAGUUUGUCAAAGUCAUGCACUGCACUUUAGCAAAAACAUGGGAUAAGAUACAAAGAUUAUAUGAUGGAGAUACUAAAGUAAAAGAAGCGAAACUGCAAAAUUUAAGAACUCAAUUUGAAAAUUGGAAAAUUAAAGAAGAAGAGAAGCUAGCUAUUUAUCUACAAAGAGUGGAUGAGAUUGUGAGCACAAUAAUAGGACUUGGAGAAGAAGUCAUAGAUGAAUUUAUUGUCAAAAAGGUCAUGAGAUCAUUGACUACAAGGUAUGACACAAAAGUUUCUGCUAUUGAAGAAGCUAAAGAUCUGAAAUCUUUCUCUAUGGAUGAAUUGUUUGGGUUUCUAUCAACUUAUGAGAUGAGGACAGUAAGUGUUGAAGUUUUUAAGAGAGAGGUUGCCUUCAAUACCACACAAAAAGGAAAAGAACAAGCUACAAAUGAGGAUGAAAAUGAUUCUGAUGCUACCGUAGCAAAAUUUGUAAGGAAGCUCAAAAGAAGUUCAAGAAAGUACAAAGGUAAGUUGCCCUUCAAAUGUUUCAACUAUGGCAAGAUUGGACACUUUUCAUCUAAGUGCCCUUAUGGAGAAAAGGAUGAAGGGAAAGGAAAAGAUGAAAAAUUGUUACAAGCCAAGGAGAAAUUUUAG
Molecule: messenger RNA, 867 nt
Organism: Cryptomeria japonica (Japanese cedar)
Lineage: Eukaryota; Viridiplantae; Streptophyta; Pinopsida; Cupressales; Cupressaceae
Exons: 1
Coding region: 1-867 (288 amino acids)
Molecular function (GO): zinc ion binding; nucleic acid binding
Source: RefSeq, a predicted model, not a curated record